Molecule: messenger RNA, 3258 nt
Organism: Carcharodon carcharias (great white shark)
Lineage: Eukaryota; Metazoa; Chordata; Chondrichthyes; Lamniformes; Lamnidae
Gene: poli
Product: polymerase (DNA directed) iota
Exons: 9
Coding region: 62-2299 (745 amino acids)
Biological process (GO): translesion synthesis
Molecular function (GO): damaged DNA binding; DNA-directed DNA polymerase activity
Source: RefSeq, a predicted model, not a curated record
UGCAGUUUGCUGGUUCAUUUGUUGUGGAGUCGCUAUCUGCGAUGUCUCGGGCUCUUCGCUCAUGAUGGAGUUUAAUGAAUUUCAGGCUGAGGCUGCAGCAGAGCCUUGGUACAGUUUACAGGAGGAGGAGGAGGAGGAGGAGGAUGAAAGGGAAUGGUGUUGCACAGUUGACUGUAUUAACGGCAGCCCUCUAACUUCUGCUGCUGCAGCAAGUGGUGAAUUGGCAGGUGAUAGUCAUAAAUAUGCCAUCCAAGACAUUGAUGUCCCAGGAUUCAGGGUGAUUGUGCACAUUGAUCUUGAUUGCUUCUAUGCUCAGGUGGAAAUGAUCCGACGUCCUGAAUUUAAAGGAAUGCCUUUAGCCGUUCAUCAAAAGCAUCUGGUGGUCACUUGUAAUUAUGAAGCCAGAAAGUAUGGGGUUAGUAAGGUAAUGUCGGUCAGUGAAACCAUAGACAAGUGCCCAGAAGUGAUUCUCAUCUCUGGAGAAGAUUUGACACCUUACAGAGAAAUAUCAUACAAAAUCACAGAAUUGCUGGAGGAGUUCAGUCCGUUUGUGGAAAGACUGGGACUUGAUGAGAAUUUUGUUGAUGUAAGUAAACUGGUGGAGAAGAGACUGCAACAGAUAAGAAGUGGUGGUGCCCCGGCAAACUUAUUUGUAUCUGGACAUGUGUAUGGUAACCAAGCAUUUAACACCGCCGAUGCAAAACACAUUCGGUUGGCUCUUGGAUCCCAAAUCGCAGCAGAAAUGCGAACAGCAAUGUACAACAGGGUAGGUCUCACCGUUGGUGCAGGAAUUGCAUCCAAUAAAGUUUUGGCCAAGCUGGUGUCAGGAACAUUCAAACCCAACCAACAAACAACAUUGCUUCCAGAAAGCAUCCAAGACUGCAUGGGGAGCCUCGUGCAUCCUGUACAAGUGCCUGGGAUUGGUCCUAAAACUGCCAGACGUCUUGAGUUUCUUGGAAUUCGCACUAUUCAUGGUCUGCAGACAUUCCCUUUGGAUCUGCUGGAGAAGGUUCUGGGAGUCUGUACAGCUCAACGAAUACAUAGGCUUAGCUUUGGGGAGGACGACUCCGUCGUGAUUCCUAGAGGACCACCUCAGUCCAUCAGUGAUGAAGAUUCCUUCAGGAGGUGCUCCUCACUAGAUGAAAUUAGAAUGAAAAUUGAAGAGCUGCUGAACAAUCUUCUAACCAGGUUGCAGAAAGAUGGACGUGUACCACGGACCAUACGGCUAACAAUUAGACGAACUUCAGCUUCCAACAAAUGGUUCAAUCGGGAGAGUCGACAGUGUCCUGUUCCAAACCAACUAAUGCAGAAACUUAACACAGGUCCCUGUGACACUGUGGCUCCACUGGUCGAUAUUCUGAUUAAGCUGUUUCAAAAGAUGGUGGACACAAGAUCUCAAUUCUAUGUAAGCCUUCUGAACGUGUGCUUUGCUAAACUUGUGCAGCCCACAUUGUCUUCCCCCAUCAAGGGAUCAAUUGGAUUCUAUUUGACCCAGAAGUCCCCAGGAAAAUUGGAUGUGAGCCCCAAUGGGAAAGUGCGCAGACAACUUCUCCGGGAACAGAGAGGGUCUGAUGAUGCUGAUUUAGAAGGAGAUACUGCAGGCUCCUUGCAAGGCAGGAGAAAUGACCGAGAAUCUGUAUCAGGAAUGUCCGACCAACUUGCUCAUGUUAAUUUAAACUCUAACCUACCACCUGGGAUUGACCUUGAUGUAUUUAAAGAGCUCCCAGCUAACAUCCAGAAGGAAAUCAUUGAGAGUGCUGGCACUUCACAAGAUCAGAUGAAAUGCAACAUUAACAAAGCAGAGUGUGUUAAGAAAGCACUCUGCAAAGGUACCUUUAUGUUCAGGUCACUAACAGAGGAUCAGAGGAAACUUCUGGUACCACCUGACGCUGAUAGUAAUCCUACCAUUUCCAGUUCAGAUACCCAUCAUGUAGACGUUCACAGCAGUACACCGGAUAAUCCUGAGGCCCAGCCAGAGAGGCCUGCUCUUAACGAUAAAGCAGCCUCCUUGCAAGACCACCAACCUCCAUGUGAAACUUCGCAAUCCUGUAAUGCGGAUCCUGAGAGGCCCACCGUUCAGAACUUGGCACCCAUCCCACCCAACGUGGAUCCAAAGAUCUUCUCAGAAUUGCCUGCUGAGCUUCAGAAAGAACUGCUGAUGGACUGGAAGCAGCGGAGGACAGUGCCCAAGAUAAAUGUGGCUAAACAGGCCAGCAAGGUAAGAUCCAACACAGGAGCAAGGCACCCAAAAAGGUCUACCAAGUCCAACAGUAUUCUGAAGUAUUUUGGCAAGAGUUAAAACUCCAGUGUUAUUGAAAGUUGAUGUGCGACACCACAAACAGGAUUGACUUUGAAUAAAAAUGUAAGAUGCAGAAAUUACAGCACUGGUGCUGGAAAUUCAGACAAACUGCAAAGACUACUUAUGUGGUGAAAGGGAAUUUCCAUAUUGGUGUAACAGGGAGUAUUCUUCAUAAGUUUGAAGUUAAAAGAGUAAAGGGAUUUUUCCCCUUUGUGUAACUGAUACUUGAUCCUGGAAUGCUUGAUACAAACUUAAUGUGCCAAAAAUGGUGAACUGUUCGAACCCAAGACACAUAAGUAUUUUCUUCUCCAUUUUUUUGUGUGAUUAUUUUCUUCCUUUUCCCACCUUAACCUCACUUUGUCACUCAUUGCAUUCAGGAGGCAGCUAGUCCCAAGUAUUAACAAUGCACCUCUUGAUCUGGGCAAAUUGGGAUCAAAUACCUAGGAAAGCUUUUCUAAUCAUGGAAGGAAAUAUAAAACAGAAGAAAAAAAUGCCUGUCCACACUGUGCAAAUAGUACCCAGUUCAAGAAUGGUAUUCUUAAAGCCUGGAAGUAGGUGGCUCUUCAAAGCAGUAAUAUAAAAUAUUGGAAAAAGAGGUUGUUGUAUCGUCAAGUUCAGUACUUUCAUCUUAAAAAGAAAGUUGCUUCAAUGUACACUUGGCAGUAUUCAUACAUAAAUUUGGAACAGCAUGACUGAAAGCAAUGUUCUUGAAAGCAGUGUUCCUGGGCAUAUGUUACUUAAUUUAAGCUGUGAACUUUGGUGAUGUCUUUCACAAAAAAAGAAUUUGAUCUGUACCAGAGCAUGUGGUUUGUGUUUGUGUUGCUUUGCAUUGCUUUGUAGUUGCUCUAUAUAUGACUCUGCAAAAGUAUGUAUUACAGUGUUAUGAUAGUCAUUUUUUUUAAAUGCAGUGAAUUGAGUUGACUAAAUUGUUGUUUUAAUAAAACUGUCAACACAGAAAA